UUCACACCUCUGUAUUGCUGUGUGUGUGUCUUUAAUUCCUCUAGCGCUGCUGGCUUAGAGUCUGCCCAACCAAUCUGGUCUCAGCAAUGAACAGAAUCUGAGGCACCAAAAUGAUAAAUCAGGAAGGGGCAUCUGUGGAGGGAAUCAUGUGGCAAUAACAAUGUCCAUAUAGGGUGAAACUGACUGUUCAACAAUUGUGGGCCGCUGCUAUUUUCACCCUUUCAAUGAUUAAAUGUUAAAUCACCUGACAAUACCAAAUGUUAGAGAGUAAGUAUAUGAAACUUCAUAGUAUCUUAUAUAAUGUAAGUGGUAACACGUAUUGGUACUAUCACUUUGAAAAACAAUCUGUUGUCUUAUGAAGCUGCAAGUCACAUAUCUCAAAACCUACCAAUUCAAUUUCAGAGUACACUCCCAAGAAAAAGUCUUGCACAUACAUAUACACUAGGAAAUAUGUAAAAGGAUAUUAAUGUCUGUGCUGUUCACAGUAAGAAAAAUCUGGUGGGGAGGGGGGAUCCAAAGAUUUUCAUUGAGGUUUUAAUUUCCAUUUCCCUGAUGAUUAGUAAUAAAGAACAUUUUUUAUAUAUGUUGGCUAUCUGUAUGUCUUCUUUUAAGAAAUGUCUUUUCGAUACAAUAACUGAACUGAUUGCAGAAAAGUUCGCUAGGUGGCUUUGGAACAACCCAGUUCCCCUACUUUCUUGCUUGUAGUAUUCAAGAAUAUCUGUAGAAUGUGCUGGGAGUACAACAUCCUAAAAUAAGGAGAAAGCAGCUGGAACAGCCUGGGCUCUAUUCCUGUCUCCACCAAGCACAAGAUGUCCUUCAACCCUUUAGCGCAGCGUGUCAAGUGAACUUGGGGUAGAAAACCCAAGGUGAGCUGCUUAUUGGGGUCCCUCAGCUGUGAUGCAAGAAGAGCACGUGCAGUUAAGACUCCAUCUACCCUAGGAAGAAGCUUUCUGAGUUACAAGGGACCAACACACAAUGAACCCUAGUCUUGCUAUCCCUUGCUGCCUGUCUACUCACUUCCGACAACUUGCUCCAGGAGGGGACUACGUGGACACUGAAGGCGACUUGGGCGGUUCCUCUUCUGAUGCAGUUAGCUCUCAGUUAGCUGACCGGCCAGUUCUCCUGGAUCUCUCCGGGCUGGACCGACUCCUAAGCAGGAGGAGCAUAAAAGGCGGCGGGCCCCGCAAGCUUGAUCUUCUGAAUCUCCUUGUCGCUGUAAACUUCCGCUGGAAAGAAGCGAUGCACUGGCAAAGCCGUGUGAGGGGGGCUUUUGGCUCCAGAGAGACAGCGCGAGAGCUCCAGUGGGAACCACCCGGAGACCCAGAAGAUCGAAUUCGCGGGGCGGCGGGUUACCUUCCAAUAUCCGCGGGGCCACAGCUCAGAACCAGGAUCAGCGGUUCUAGAGUUUCUCCACGGGACAGGAGCGCGUUCUUUGAAUUGCCCCGGUGCGGCGUGCACAGCCUUCGGACCAAGAGUCCACGUCCGCCACCCAGGAGUAACCUCAGGCGCAGGCAAGAGUGGCGGCCGCAGCCUCGUUGGAAGAGCCGGGUCACUGGCUCCGCGGCAGCCACGAGCGCCAGGAUCUGCCGGCUUCGAAAACUGGCCGCGGGAGCAGAGAGGUCUGAAGAUGGGGACCUCUCGGAGCGUCGUCGCCCUGCUACUGAGCCUUGGAGGCCACCGGGCUCGGUCUGGAGGCCUCUUUGUGCAGCAUAGGCCGCCUGUCCGCCAAGAAGACCGUAGCCUGCCUGGGACGGCCGCCCUGGGCGCUCAGAAGCCAGGAGA
Molecule: messenger RNA, 1782 nt
Organism: Cercocebus atys (sooty mangabey)
Lineage: Eukaryota; Metazoa; Chordata; Mammalia; Primates; Cercopithecidae
Exons: 2
Coding region: 976-1713 (245 amino acids)
Source: RefSeq, a predicted model, not a curated record